Messenger RNA from Strongylocentrotus purpuratus (purple sea urchin), 5157 nucleotides. Its product is annotated as transient receptor potential cation channel subfamily A member 1 homolog. Lineage: Eukaryota; Metazoa; Echinodermata; Echinoidea; Camarodonta; Strongylocentrotidae. Gene Ontology annotation, biological process: monoatomic ion transport; transmembrane transport. Gene Ontology annotation, cellular component: membrane. The record is from RefSeq and is a predicted model, not a curated record. Gene Ontology annotation, molecular function: protein binding; monoatomic ion channel activity. The transcript is spliced from 25 exons. Bases 128 to 3907 code for a protein of 1259 amino acids.
AGCAGAUGCACACAAGCUCCAAAUGCCUAUUUUGGGACAUUAUGAAAUUCGUUGAGCGACUUUAGACUUGACCCUUACCGAAGGAAGAGAAACGUUUAUGAAACCGUUUAUAAAAGACUCGUCUUAAAUGCAAAACUAUGGAAAUAUGAUGAAGCAGCGGCCGCGGCCCAACCGCUUUCGCACCCAAGCGAUCUUGAACCGUCAGCAAAGAUCCGACUCCUCCACGGAUUCGAGCGAUGAGGAGGAGGAGUCGAGGGGUACCAACUCGCCCCCUUUCACGGACGAUGACUCCGGUAGUGAGGGAGAGUCCGAAAGCUCGCAGUCUGAAUCGGAGCCUGAGCUGACCGGCGGGAAGUUGAGUUUUAGACUCCUGGCUAGGAAAGUGCGUGGUAACUCAUUGCUAAAGCUGGUGAAUUCCAAGCAGCCCGACGUAGUUCAAGCCAAGAAGCUCCUCUCCGACUUAACCCCAGAGCAAAUCUCGAAAGAGAUCGCCACCAAGGAUGGGCGGGGCAACAGUGUCAUCCACUACGCCUGCAUGAAGACUCUACUACCGUGGGUAGACAUGCUGAUACAACAUGGGCAAGAUCUUGAUGUUCGGGGAGCAGGAGGAAAGAGGCCCAUUCAUGUUGCAGUCAAAGACAAAGUCAGGGUCGAAGGUCAAGCUCAGGAUAAAGCUAAGCUGGUUGAACUCUUGGUAGCCAAGAAGGUACAGGUCAACGUCAAGGAUAAUCAAGGUCAAACACCAUUACAGCUUGCUUGUAAGUUUGAGGGACAGAAGAUCAUGAUUAAAGCCCUUCUCUCACAUCCAGAUAUCAAAGUUGAUCAACCGGUGAGGUUUGGCAGAGUUAAUUCGACGCUUCUCACCAUUUUAUGCCACAAUGGUAAUUUUGAUGCUGCCCUCCUGCUCCUGAAACACGGAGCUAACCCCCUUGCCGUCAAUGCUGCGAAGAACACGCCUCUCUACAUCAUCCUGAAAAAGGGCAAAGUGAAGUAUGCUCUACGAUUCCUUUCAACUUGCCAGCAUAGAGAAUAUGACAUGCAGAAGAUAUUGUUAGCUCAGAACAUAUAUCAGAAGACCGUCCUACACGAGGUCAUCAAGACUGGUAACGAGAUGCUGAUCAGGUGCUGUAUGACAUGUGUUUGUCCUGUGGAUCAAAAGAACGGCAAUUCCUCCAAUUACCUCCUGGAGGUCAAAUCGCGCUAUGGUUCGACCAUCAUGCACACUGCAUGCAAGCAAGGACAUCUGGACAUUGUCCACAUGCUACAUGAUCUCUGCCCAAGGCUCCUGGUUGUUAAGAACAACAAGGGGCUGACCCCCCUGCACUACGCCUGCAGGGGCAACUAUGCUGAAGUUGCUGAAGAGCUGUGUAUCAUGUUGCAAAGUAACGAUAAGGACCUGAAGCUGAAUUUGGACAACAAAAUUGACGGAUCCCCGUCGUUGCUUAAGGUCACGGCUUUGAAAGGAGCGAGCGAUUGCCUGGUUGUUCUUCUGAAACAUGUGAAGGAUUCCUCCAUUAUGGUAGAACUUAUCAAAUGGAUCUCUGUUGAGAAAAACCUUUCGUUGGUCCUCCAGGAAUUGCUGAAAAGCUUUGAUGACAUCAGUACCGGCUGUGAAUCAAUGGAGAUUGAGAAGAUCAUACUGCUCUGUGCAGCAAAGGGACAGACAGAGAGUCUGCUAGAGUUUGUUGGUUGGCACAAGCAUUGUGUCUUCCUGAAGGAUUCCCAGGAGAAUACCGUCAUGCACCUGAUAGCCCAAGGUGGUCAUUUUGACACUGCCAAAGCUUUACUGAAGAACCAGGAUGAUGUCGGUCUCUGUGAACAGAAUAGCUUGGGACAAACACCACUUCACCUUGCAAUCAAACGAGGCCAUAAACUGACUACCAAGCUCUUUCUGAAGACCAACAAGGUACUAGCUGGCAUGCAAGACAACAAAGGGAUGACCCCGUUGAUGUAUGCCUGCAAAGCCGGGAAUAUUCUCAUCGUUGAGAUGCUUCUGGAGCUAGAUCAAGGCAAGAUCAGGUUCUUUGAGUGCGACCACAAGGGCCGAAACUGCCUGGACCACGCCAUCCGCAACGGUCACGAGAUGGUGGCAGUGACUCUGUUAUCCCAAGAGAAGUGGCGCGUCCUCAUGGCCCACUCCACCGGUGAAGGGGCAAACAAGACCACGCCCAUGAGGAACCUCAUCACCAACAUGCCAGGCGUGUGCCAGUUCGUCCUAGACAAGUGCAUCACCAGAUUAACAGACACCGAUAUCGAUGACAUGACUUCUGUGAAUAUUAAAGUAGAUUAUGAGCUCCUGGAAGACUGGUUUUCAGAUUGGAUGCAAACUCAACCUACAUCAAGAAGAGGAAGUAAGGGAAACGUUGCUGAUGCUGUUUAUGGCGUUUUAAUGCCCACCAUCAGCCAGAUAGGAUCUCUGGAUGACCACAUUGGCGAAGAUCUGGAGAACACCAAUUUCCAUGACGAUGGAACACUGAAACAGGACGCAAAGAUCUAUGUGACUGACCCAGUAUAUCGUUCUGAGAACCAUCCUCUCAGACUCAUGAUCAAGAAGGACGAGAGUAAAAUGUUGCUGAAUCACCCUGUAGUCCGCCUGAUGGUCCGCUACAAGAACAAAUCGACUCGACUGAAAUAUUGGAUCAGCCUCUUCCUCCAUAUCACCCUCGUCGUCCUCGUCACCGGCCACAGCCUGGUCAUCCCUCCACCAUUCUAUGUCCAGACCAACCCUGAAGGCAACAACUACACCUGGUUGGCUGACGGAAAGACGAAGUGGCAGGAGAACAUGAACCUUUUUGCUCUGGUCCUGUUUGGAAGAGUCGGGGCCUGGAUCAUCCUUGCGCUCACUGUCAUCUACUUCAUUGAAUUUGUCUAUCGUGUCUUGAUCUACAGACACACAACAUUGAACACCAUCCGUGGAGUGGGUAGCAUUUUGAGAGAAGUGGCGCUCGUAGUCUUCAUCAUCCUCUUCAUCGUGCCCGGCCUUGGUGAAUUGAGCUACAGCUAUGGGGUCAACAUAAAACCAGAUUGGCAAUGGCAGCUUGGUGCAUUCGCAGUGUUUCUGACAUGGUUCAACUUCAUCCUGUUCCUGCAGACUGUUCCAUUCUUUGGUCUCUAUAUCUUCAUGUUUCUUGAGGUGCUAUCUACUCUUCUGAACUUCAUCUUUGUUGUCGGCAUUUUCGCAAUCGCCUUUGCUGUGGUGUUCUGUAUUUUGCUUUUAAAUCAGGCACCCUUUCACACCCUGGGGAACUCCCUAGCAAAGAUCCUGAGCAUGGCAAGCGGAGAGCUCAACUUCGAUACUGUCUUUCAUUCCCUCGACUACCUCUACCAACCCGUGGCCUCUGUGAACUUUACAAAAAUGGUCUUCUAUCCAGCCUCUACACACAUUAUCUUUUUUCUCUUCAUAUUCUUCAUGCCAAUACUCAUCAUGAAUCUCCUGACUGGUUUGGCUGUGUAUGACAUUGAAAUCAUUCAGAAAAAGGCGAUAAUGUGUAAACGUACGCUUGAGGCUAAGGGGAUCUUGGAUGUCCAGGACAACUCUGUCCUCUUGAUCUGGAAGCGCAGUGUUCUGAGAGACCAGGUGAAAAGUAUCAGGACGGAAAUCUCGCCCAUGCACAAGCUCUACUUCAAGGCCAUCGGGUACAAGGAGAUACACGAUCAGCUGGUGACAUUUCUCGAAGAACUGGAGAAGACGGGGAGUGUGCAAUUCACCAAAACAACGGAGAUGAAGAUCGAAGACAUGGCCCAGCACAUCUGUGACAUGAGGAACAAGCUCAACAUGCUGUCUGAGAAUGCCAUCGACUCCAAGAUUGAGCAGCUUGAGACGAUGACCAUCAUGCAGGAGAUCAAACAGCAAAUGCAAGCUCUCCAGGACAGGUUUGAUAAGAUGGAAUUGAAAAGGGGUUACUAGACAUUAAUCCACAUUUGACACUCUUCACCCAGGUGAUCGAACAGCAAUUUUAGGCUCUCCAAUAUGGGCUUGAUAAGAUUGAUAUUAAAAAGGGUUACUAGACGUUAAUCUACAUUUGCCACACUUUACCCAGGUGCUCAUAACAACAAAUACAGGCUCUUCUAUACAGGGGGAAGAGGGAUUUGUUUGAAAAGAUUUUAUAUUGUUUAUCAACAAGCAGGUGAAUUCGUCUGACAAUCUGAAUAGAAAAUAAACUAAUGAAAUUAUGCUUGCAAUUCACUUUAUCAAAAAGCUCACUGUACUUUGACCACAUGCUAUGCAUGAGGAUCAAUACGACUAAGCCGUAGUACUUAUUUUAUCUUGCCAAUUUAUUUAUCAGCUUUUUAUAUAUUCUACCAGAUUGCUUUGCAGAUAUUAUGUAGUUGUACUUUUUUGAACAUUGAAAGUAAAAUUUUGUAUGAUUUUGUGACAUUUAUUUUCUGUUAUGAACAGACAUCUUAUAAUGAUAUUUUUAAAGUUAAAGAGCUGUCAAUUUUUUAAUGAAAACUGCUAUUUUGUUUUGCUUUUUGGUUUUUGUUAUCUACAGGUCAUCCUGGUUACGUGCAAUGAUGUUGCUAAAACAUAUUGUUAUAUCAUGUUUGUUGCGUUAUUGUGAAUGGUACUAGAAGCAGUUAACUCUUAUCAGGGCUAAUCCCCAUUGUGCCAAGCCCCAAAUCCCCCCGUGCCAGGUUUAUUUUAAGAUAAUCUGAUUAACGCGAUGGUUCUAUGAAUAGCGCAUGCGAAACACACAGCACACUGCAAUGAGCAUGAACAAUAACUGCUAUUACGAAUGCAUGAAAGCAUGCAUGAAGCAUCGAAGCAAUGGCUCGCUUGCAUGGACAAAGCACUAUAACGGUAGCGUGCAUGCAGCCUUAUGGCAGGCUAUGAGUUAAGUGAUCUUGAAGCUUUUGUUAUAAUCUAUCCCACGAUAGGUACAAAGUAGCACAGGGAGAUUAUUUCUGUGGCAUAUAAAGAGAAUAUAUAAAUAAGAAUCAAAUAUCAGUUCUUAGACAAACAAAAUGUGUGAGUUUCAGGUGGCUAAAAUCAAAUAAUUGCAGCAUUGCAGCAUUAUUUCCACGUUGCCUUGUUCGUCAGUUCGAUGAAGAUGUGCUUGGCGGCAAUCAAACAACUCAGGGUCUUGUUUCUACACCAAAAAUACAACUGUUCUUUCAUAUUUCAUAGAACAUGAAUGGGUAAAAUAUAUAUAUAUA